Branchiostoma belcheri (Belcher's lancelet) is the source of this 1290-nucleotide messenger RNA. RefSeq lists its product as uncharacterized. The record is from RefSeq and is a predicted model, not a curated record. The coding region runs from base 23 to 343 and encodes 106 amino acids. The transcript has 3 exons. NCBI's taxonomy places the organism in Eukaryota, Metazoa, Chordata, Leptocardii, Amphioxiformes, Branchiostomatidae.
AGACCCUGACGGUUCCCACUACAUGAAUGUAAGUCUGUCCAUCUACCAGAUACAGGAGGAAGACUUCGGACAGUACACCUGCAUCGCACACACUACAUAUGGGUGGACAUCCCAGCAGGCCACAAUCGAGAAGGGUGGAAUUCGAAGUGUCCUUGAGCCAGAAUUCUUUGAGAAGGCGAAGAAGAGCAUAGCCGAGAACUCUACACUCUGGGCCCUGUCUGUAGUAGUACUCAUCGCCAUUGCUGCUAUGGUCACCCUGGCAGUGGGGAUCCACAUCCACCAGAGGCGCAGGGCCGACUGUAAGGCCUUGAGUAAGGAAGAAAAGCCACAAGAUACAGUUUGACAGAAGGAUGCAUUCUGCAGCACAAUACAGUGGGAAGAAUAUGUCUCUACGGUUGUGAAUUAAUCAAGUCAGCCAUUUCUGCCAUCAAACCAUUCAUCCACAAUACAUGUACAUUUGUUUGUCCACUUGAAAAUAAGAGAGUUACAGUAAAACUAACUGUGUAACGACCACAAAGCAACAAACUUCAGUGUCCGAAGACUUUUUUCUUUUAAUCUCCAUCAUACACUUGACACUGUCUGCAAUAUAUCAAGCAUUUGCUGUUUUUCUGCAAGCCUUUCCAAGAGGAAGUGUUCCUGAAAAGGAGGAAUGCACUUAAGUCAAGCCCUCAAUCAUAGCAUUUUGGCUUUUACAAUCCAGAAAUCUUUGUAAUGAAUUAAUAUGUAUGUGAAUAUGGUUUACAUGAAUCUACAUGCCAAACUAAGUCAUAACUGCUGCUCAAUGUACACUACUAGUAACAUGACCAGAACCAUUCUGUUAGUAAUUACCCUUUGUGUUACAACUCGUAGUAGUCGGAACAUAGGCCAACAGGAAACUUCUUAACAAAAUUUCAACAAUCGCACAUAUAAUGUUCUUUCUGUUUUGGCAUGUUCGAGAGGAAAUCUUUUUCUAAAAAUCUGACAAUGAAUCUCACUAUGCAAUGAUUUGCACACAGGCACAGUCCUGCAUAUCAACGAAUGUUCAUAAUGCCCAAGCACUAGUUAUUGAUUGAUCUGUUGCAAGAAUAAAUGUGAUAUUGUAUGGUAGCAUGUCAUUAAAUGUAGCAUAGCUACUUAUGUAUAUUUAAGUUGUUAUGAUGAAUAUGAGGAGAAUAAGUUCCCUUCUACAGUGUGAAUACGUUCCAUAUCCAUUGUACAAAAAGCAAGGCAAUCUUGGUUAAUAGAUCAACAAUGUAGCAUAGAAUGUUUGACAUUUGUAACAUUGAGUUACAGCAUUAAAGGACUGUAUGA